Messenger RNA from Eurypyga helias (sunbittern), 3400 nucleotides. RefSeq names its product mitogen-activated protein kinase kinase kinase kinase 4-like. Gene Ontology annotation, molecular function: ATP binding; protein kinase activity. NCBI's taxonomy places the organism in Eukaryota, Metazoa, Chordata, Aves, Eurypygiformes, Eurypygidae. Gene Ontology annotation, biological process: protein phosphorylation. The record is from RefSeq and is a predicted model, not a curated record.
GACCCUGCGGGAAUAUUUGAACUGGUGCAGGUUGUUGGAAAUGGGACAUAUGGACAAGUCUAUAAGGGUCGCCAUGUUAAGACGGGGCAGCUAGCAGCAAUCAAGGUGAUGAACGUCACUGAGAAUGAAGAGGAGGAAAUCAAGCUGGAGAUAAAUAUGUUAAAAAAGUACUCCCAUCACCGGAAUAUUGCUACAUAUUAUGGUGCAUUUGUAAAGAAAAGUCCUGCGGGCCAAGAUGAUCAGCUCUGGCUGGUGAUGGAGUACUGCGGUGCGGGCUCUGUCACUGACCUGGUAAAGAAGACAAAAGGGAACUGUUUCAAGGAAGACUGGAUUGCAUACAUCUGCAGAGAGGUUCUCAGGGGUUUGGCACAUCUUCAUGUUCAUCAUGUCAUCCAUCGAGAUAUUAAAGGACAGAAUGUUCUUCUCACAGAAAACGCAGAAGUAAAACUGGUGGAUUUUGGCGUAAGUGCUCAACUAGAUAGGACUAUUGGGAGAAGAAACACAUUUAUUGGCACACCUUAUUGGAUGGCACCUGAGGUCAUUGCUUGCGAGGAGAACCCAGACUCUACAUAUGAUUACAGGAGUGACCUCUGGUCUCUGGGAAUCACUGCGAUUGAGAUGGCCGAAGGAGCUCCUCCCCUGUGUGACAUGCACCCCAUGAGAGCACUCUUCCUCAUCCCACGGAACCCGCCCCCAAAGUUGAAAUCCAGAAAAUGGUCAAAGAAAUUCCUAAACUUUGUUGAAAGUUGCCUUGUGAAAAACUAUUUGCAUCGUCCGUCCACUGAAACCUUGCUGAAGCAUUCCUUCAUCCGAGACAUGCAGAACGAACGGCAAGUGCGCAUCAUGCUGAAAGAUCACCUGGACAGGACCAGGAAGAAAAAAGGAGAAAAAGAAGAAACAGACUACGAUUACAGUGGAAGUGAGGAGGAAGAUGAUGAGCUGAAUGAAGACGAAGGAGAGCCGAGCUCCAUAGUUAAUCUCCCAGGGGAGUCAACUCUCCGCCGUGAAUUUCUGAGGCUGCAGCAGGAGAACAAAAACCGUUCUGACCCUCAUCGCCAGCAGCAGCAGCUGAAGGACCAGGAGAAAUACAAGAAGCAGCUGCUGACAGAGCGGCAGAAGCGGAUCGAGCAGCAGAAAGAGCAGAGGAGGAGGCUGGAGGAUCAUCAGAGGCGAGAGCAGGAGCUACAGGAAUGCGAGCAGAGGUGGCCAGAGGCUAAGGCCGUUCAGAGGAUAGAGGAGAGGUGUAAAGAAGACAAAAGGGCUGUGGAAGAUGAACGCUUCAUAGUAGAUGGACAGAGGAAAUCAGAAAAGAAGCAGAAGGUGGAAGAUGUGCAGCACAACAGGAAGGUGCACCGAACUCUCCCCAAAGAUCAGACACAGCUGCUGUCUCUCCAGCACGACCACAAGCAGAAGAAGAAGGAGCCUUCCAAGGGUUCAAAUUCAGCCGUGCAUCCUCCAUCAAGCAGCACAAGCAAAGAGGCCGAGGACCGAAAAAAGAAAAGCGACAGCAUCCAGUGGCCAGCAGUGCUGGGACACGAAGCCAUGCCACACGCCAGGAUGGGAUCAGGCAGCAGUUCCAGCCCUUGCACCCCCGCCCCGCAGCGAGCCGUGCUAGUGCAGUGUGAAAAUUUCCGAGCCAGUAAGGAUAUGUACCACAGCAGUUCACUAUCGGAUAUGGUGACGACACCACUCAGCCCUGUGCCGGAUGACGUAUUCUGGAGCGUGGGUCAAAGCGAAGAACAGCCCCCAAAGGUUCCAGAAAGGACAACCUCUAAAUUUUACAGCGGGGGUCAGCCUGGCCAUCAGAGAUGCCUUUCAAGUAACACUCAUCAGUCAUCCCCUGGGGUACAUGCUCUGAAGCUAAACAGCAGCAGCAGCACUCCUGGCACCAAGCAGUGGGAGAUGGGAUCUCAUCAGAGCAGCCGGUCAACCUCAGGGAAUCCAGGACCGGACCAGUCAGAGAAUGCUUUGUCCCAGAACCACUUGCAGCUGCAGAAGAAGUCUGACAAAGCUUCUCACGCAGUCCAGAUUGCGAGCCCAAGCUCCUUUGCCAAGGGGAAGGACAGUGCCAACUCACUUCUAAAAGCAGCAGACUAUUCCUCAUCAAGUGACGAAGUCGGCAGCAGCGACGAAGAUGACAUGAACCACUCAAGGCAACUGCUAAGCAGCAGAGUGGCAGAUUUCUCAAGGACGAGAGUACCAGAUGGAAUUGAACUGAAACCCCAAAGCACCGUCGCAGAACACAAGGAUCAGGUUUUAGGGAAACAGAUAUCUAGCACCCAAGAAGGCCUCUGGAGUGUAAACAACCAGAACUAUCUCCUGCCAGAUCUCCUUCAACAAAGCCAAAUUUCAGACUCCUCUGUGAACCCACCAAAAGUGCCACUGACUAACCAGGAACCUCAGAACAGACCUCUGAGUAAGGCUCCGUGCGCUGAAAGCCCACCUUCGAAGAGCAGCACGUCAUCUACAACAUCGUUUACGUCAUUCAUAGAUCCUAGGCUUCUGCCCAUCACCCCUCCCACCAGUCCAGUAGGACCUUCCUGUAGUUCUCCAUCUAGUGCAAAACCUGAGCCUGUCAGGAGGGAAAAUGCACGGAAAGGCUCCGUUGUCAAUGUCAACCCUACGAAUAUCCGCCCACAGAGUGACAGUCCAGAAAUUCGUAAAUACAAGAAGAAAUUCAACUCAGAGGUCCUUUGUGCUGCUUUGUGGGGAGUAAAUUUACUGGUGGGAACAGAGAAUGGAUUGUGGCUGCUGGACAGAAGUGGGCAAGGAAGAGUUUAUUCGCUGAUUACAAGGAGACGAUUCCAGCAAAUGGAUGUUCUGGAAGGACUCAAUGUGCUAAUUACUAUAUCAGGGAAGAAGAAUAAGUUGAGGGUAUAUUACUUAUCAUGGCUGAGAAAUAAAAUUUUGCGCAAUGAUCCAGAGGUGGAGAAGCGGCAAGGCUGGGUGUCUGUGGGUGACCUAGAAGGCUGCGUACACUACAAAGUUGUAAAAUACGAGAGAAUCAAAUUCCUUGUAAUUGCUUUGAAAAACUCAGUGGAGGUUUAUGCUUGGGCUCCAAAGCCUUAUCACAAAUUCAUGGCUUUUAAGUCCUUUACCUCACUUCAUCACAAACCACUGUCAGUUGACCUGACUGUUGAAAAUGGACAAAGAUUAAAAGUCAUAUACGGCUCACUAGUGGGCUUUCACGCUAUUGAUGUGGACUCUGGAUCUGUGUAUGACCUGUACCUUCCGACACACAUCCAGGGGACUAUUCGUCCACAUGCCAUCAUCAUCCUCCCAAAUACCAGCGGAAUGGAGCUUCUACUCACCUACGAAGAUGAAGGCAUCUACAUCGAUAUAUAUGGGCAUUUCACAAAGGAGACUGUUUUACAGUGGGGAGAAAUGCCAGCAUCUGUAG